This is a messenger RNA of Vicugna pacos (alpaca), 1226 nucleotides long. NCBI's taxonomy places the organism in Eukaryota, Metazoa, Chordata, Mammalia, Artiodactyla, Camelidae. The record is from RefSeq and is a predicted model, not a curated record.
CGAGCUCUGGUUCGACGAACCCCUGGUUGGGUCUGCCCGGCGAGGAGUUCCUCUUUGGGACCGGCUCUGCGCCCGGGCAGGCUCGGAGCUCGUGCGCCCUCUCCCCGCAGUCCAUGGCGCGGUUCCUGAGACUCUGCACUUGGCUGCUGGCACUCAGCCCUGGGCUUGUGGCGACCGUGCGGGCAGAAUGCAGCCAGGACUGCGCGACGUGCAGCUACCGCCUGGCGCGCCCUACCGACCUCAACCCGCUGGCUUGCACCCUGGAAUGUGAGGGAAAGCUGCCGUCUCUCAAGACCUGGGAAACCUGCAAGGAGCUCCUGCAGCUGUCCCAGCUGGAGCUCCCUGCAGAUGGCACCAGUGCCCUCCGAGAAAGCGGCCGACCCGAGGACAGCCAUUUGCUAGCCAAGAAGUAUGGGGGCUUCAUGAAGAGGUAUGGGGGCUUCAUGAAGAAAAUGGAUGAGCUGUACCCUGCGGAGCCAGAGGAAGAGGCCACUGAAGGGGAAAUCCUUGGCAAGAGAUACGGGGGCUUCAUGAAGAAGGAUGUGGAGGAAGACGCCGCCCUGGGCGAGUCCUCAGACCUGCUGAAAGAACUGCUGGGAGCGGGGGACCACCGAGAGGGGGGUCCCCACCAGCAGGGCAGCGAUGACGAAGACGUGAGCAAGAGAUACGGGGGCUUCAUGCGAGGCUUGAAGAGAAGCCCCCAACUGGAAGAGGAAGCCAAAGAGCUGCAGAAGCGAUACGGGGGCUUCAUGAGAAGAGUGGGGCGCCCCGAGUGGUGGAUGGACUACCAGAAACGGUACGGGGGCUUCCUGAAGCGCUUUGCGGGUUCUCUGCCCUCCGACGAAGAAGGCGAAGGUUACUCAAAGGAAGCUCCCGAAAUGGAGAAAAGAUAUGGAGGGUUUAUGAGAUUUUAAUACCCUUUCCCAUCAGUGACCCCAGGCUCCCACAAGCCUCCCUCCAUCCCCCAGUGAGAGACUGCUUCGUGGGUCGCGUUUCUUGUCCUGUGUGGCUUACUUUAUUGUCUGGAUAAUUAACUAUCCAACCUGAAAGCUGUCAUUUCAGGUCCUGCGUUCUUUCGAGAGUCGUUAAGCUCAGUACUGGUCUAUUGCAGCGUCUUGUUUCUAUGCUAAAAUAGUUUUUGUUAUGACUUUGUCCUUUAUUUUUGACAAAACACCAAUAAAUGCUUACUUGUAUACAGAUACAAUAAACCCAUGACCCCAACUGCA